Messenger RNA from Arachis stenosperma, 1515 nucleotides. RefSeq lists its product as uncharacterized. The record is from RefSeq and is a predicted model, not a curated record. The transcript has 4 exons. Lineage: Eukaryota; Viridiplantae; Streptophyta; Magnoliopsida; Fabales; Fabaceae.
AUGGAUCCAAACCAACUCAAAUCUUUCUUCAAUUACUUACAAAACUUUUCUCAAAUUCCAAAUACCCAACAAUCUCAAACCUCAAACUCUCAAGUUUCAAAUCAAAACUUCACACUACCAAAUUCAUUUCAAAAUCCAAAUCCACAAAAUCUUUCUAAUUUCAAUUUUCAAGCUCCUUAUAAUAAUCAGUUUCCUAUAUUCCAACCGCAAAAUCAAAAUUCACAAACACCCCAUUUUUCAUUUUCGUCCAUAUUUAACCCCUCUAUCGGAAAUGUUACUCCAACUUUCUUGCCGUUUCCAACUCAAUUCAGUGCAUCAAGACAUAACUCAUCUGGUGUUGGUGGCUCUUCUAAUCCAUCCUCUCAGACUCCUAUACAAUCUAGUCCAAAUUUUCAAUAUUCAGAUUUUGCCAACCCUCGUGGAUUAGAUGCUAUCGACCUUAAUGAUGAUGAUAUUGAAGAUCGGAGGCAAGAUAAUUCAGAAGAAGAAGAUAUCGAUAGAAGCUCUAUCCCAAUUACUCGUAGAUGGAUCAAUAGAGAUCGAGAAGCAGGACAUGAUCGCCUUUUUCAAGAUUACUUUGCAGAUAAACCGGUAUAUAAUGCUGACAUUUUUCGAAGGAGAUUUCGAAUGAGAAGACAUGUGUUCCUUCGGAUAGUAGAUGCUCUCUCAAACGUCUAUCCGUAUUUCCAACAGAGGGUUGAUGCAACUGGAAGAAAAGGCUUGUCAUCAGUCCAGAAAUGUACCGCUGCGAUACGCAUGUUAGCAUAUGGCGUAGGAGCUAAUGCUGUUGAUGAUUAUGUGCGCAUAGGUGAGAGCACUACAAUUGAAUGCUUGGAAAAAUUUGUUGAAGGUGUCAUUUUGGUGUUCGAGGAUGAAUACUUGCAAAAAUCCAAACCAAAUGACGUACAACGCCUGCUACAAAUGGCGGAGGGUCGUGGCUUCCCUGACAUGUUGGGUAGCAUUGACUGCAUGCAUUGACAAUAGAAAAAUUGUCCAAAGGCGUGGAAAGUUUCUGGUUCAAAUAACGAUAUCAACGUGUUAGAUCGCUCUCUAGUGUUCGAUGAUAUUCUAAACCACCGUGCUCCGGAGGUAAAUUACACUAUUAAUAGUAAUAAUUAUACUAUGAGAUACUAUUUAGCAGAUGGUAUUUAUCCUAAAUGGGCCACAUUUGUCAAAUCAAUCUCAAAGCCACAAGAAAAAAAACGUAAGUUAUUUGCACAAUACCAAGAAGGGCAAAGAAAAGAUGUAGAGCGAACAUUCGGAGUGUUGCAAGCACGCUUUGCAAUUAUAUGUGGUCCAAUGCGCUUUUGGAAAAAGAAGAAACUUGCAAACAUAAUGAGAGCUUGUAUUAUAUUGCAUAAUAUGAUUGUUGAGGAUGAAAAAGACACUUAUGCAAAAAGUUUUGCUCAAAACUUAGAGUAUGACGAUGUCGAAAGCAGCUUAUCACAACCUCAGUUGGGAGAAGAAGAUUUUGCAUCAUACCAUCAAUUUCUUCAAAGAAAUGCCCAACUUUGA